AAAAACUUCGUGGCAUCGCAGACUAGCCGUGUACUGUCUCUUUAAGCUCGGGCUGUCCUCUCGUUUCGUAUUGAUCAAUCCUCCAUUUUCCAACACGGAGCGGCGGGCGGCAGUGCGGUGCUAACCCACACCACCGCCUGGAGCCAGCAGUACCUGGAGAACGAGCCGGGCCAGCGGGCAGACAUGGCAGCCAACAUGUACCGGGUUGGAGAUUAUGUUUAUUUUGAAAACUCGUCCAGUAACCCGCUGCUGAUCAGGAGGAUAGAGGAGCUUAACAAGACCGCCAAUGGAAACGUGGAGGCCAAAGUGGUGUGUUUUUAUCGACGUAGAGACAUCUCCAGCACACUCAUCGCUCUGGCUGAUAAACAUGCAAGGGAGAUGGAGGAGGAGAUGGAGAACACCGAGAUGUCUGAGCUCCCAGAGAAACAAAAGCAUCAGCUCAGGCACAGAGAGCUGUUCCUGUCCCGACAACUAGAGUCUCUGCCGGCGACUCACAUCAGAGGGAAGUGCUGUGUUACUCUCCUCAAUGAAACUGAAGCCUUGAAGUCAUAUUUGGAAAGAGAGGAUGCCUUCUUCUACUCGCUGGUGUACGACCCUCAGCAGAAGACGUUGUUGGCCGAUAAAGGAGAGAUCCGAGUGGGAAAUAAGUACCAGGCCGACGUAACAGACAUGCUCCAAGAAGAUGAGGAAGACGGAAGGGAUCUUUCCAAAAUGGAGGAGAAGGUUUGGGAUCCGAACAGCUCGCUCACAGAGAAACAGAUCGACCAGUUUUUAGUCGUUGCUCGGUCAGUUGGAACAUUUGCUCGUGCUUUGGACUGCAGCAGCUCUGUCCGACAGCCCAGUCUCCACAUGAGCGCUGCCGCUGCCUCUAGAGACAUUACACUGUUUCACGCCAUGGACAGUCUUCACACGGCGGGUUACGACAUGACUCGGGCCAUAGCCUCCCUGGUGCCUCAGGGGGGGCCGGUCCUCUGCAGAGACGAGAUGGAGGAGUGGAGCGCGUCUGAGGCUAAUCUGUUUGAGGAGGCUCUGGAGAAGUACGGCAAGGACUUCACAGAUAUACAGCAGGACUUUCUCCCAUGGAAGUCACUCACCAGUAUUAUCGAGUAUUACUACAUGUGGAAGACUACAGAUAGAUAUGUACAGCAGAAACGGUUAAAAGCAGCAGAAGCAGAGAGCAAGCUGAAGCAGGUCUACAUCCCAAACUAUAACAAACCCAACCCAAACCAGCUGAGUAACAGUGUGAAGCCUUUGGUGAAUGGAGCCGGGACCACAGCUCCCCAGACUCCAGGACUGGGCCGGGCCUGUGAGAGCUGCUACACGAGUGGUUCGUUCCAGUGGUACUCCUGGGGUCCUCCGAACAUGCAGUGUCGCUUGUGCGCCUCCUGCUGGACGUACUGGAAAAAGUAUGGGGGUCUGAAGAUGCCCACGAGGCUGGACGGAGAGCGGCCCGGGCCCAACCGCUCCAGCACGAGCCCUCACGGCCUCCCCCUCAGACACAGUGGCAGUCCAAAGUUUGCUGUGAAAACUCGACAGGCGUUUUACCUUCAGACCACUGCCGUGACUCGCGUCGCCCGGAGACUGUGCCAGGACCUGAUUAGACCCCGUCUCCUUGCACGGCACCCGUACCUCCCUGUCAACUCAGCCGCCAUCAAGGCCGAAUGUGCACUACGAUUGCCAGAAAAGCUCAAAAAGCCUUCAUUGAAACCUGUGGAACGUAAACCACUUGAGUCUGUGGUCCGGUAUUUAGAAGCACACCCUCGUCCGGCCCGAGAGCCUCCCCGCUCCGGCUGCAUCUCCACUGGGAGCCUCACUCCGAUCAAAGCCUCUCCUAUCCUGAACCACGGCUCACCCACCAUCCUUGGAAAACGCUCCUACGAACAGCACAACGGACUCGACGGUAAGUCCAAGGUGCUGGUUCCUCAGUGGGACAUCGUGGCCAAACGUUCAAUUCAGGACGAGGUUCAUGAACUGGACUGAAGUGAGGAGGGUCCCUCUGCACUGCAAAGAAAGUGGAGUCGUCUGAUCACCACAGCUGAGGACAGAAGUUGAUUCCCGUAGAAAACAUCUUCUUGCCCCUCAUUUCUGUCUGAGAGUCCAGCACUCCUCUGUAAAUCUGUGGUCCAAACAGCACCCCCUUGUGUACAGGACUAAUCUUACCAUUAUUACCGUCUCUGUAAUUAAUGUUAUUAUAAUUUUCUACUAUAACUUUGCGUAUUGUUGAGCGGUGGAUCUACACAGGUUUCAUGAUAUGCUUGCUUAAAAACCCAUUUGGGACGGGAUUGUAAACACAAAAAAAAUAGCCACUCUCAUCUACUUCUGUGUUUUCUCAUUUAUUUUAACUUCAAAAACAGGAGUUCAUUAUUUCUGAUAUGAGUUAAGUCCUCCAUUUUGGUAAAAAAAAAAAAGCAAUUGCUUUGGACGGUUCAGUUUGGGUCGGUCUCGAUGUUUGGCCUGGUUUAACUUAUUCAAGAAAGAAAUGCUGUUUUUCUACCUUUUUCACAAGUAAUGCGUCUAUGCUUCAAUAAUGCAAUUAAAAAAAAGAUUGGUUUUCCA
This is a messenger RNA of Periophthalmus magnuspinnatus, 2556 nucleotides long. It is a transcript of the gene mta1, whose product is annotated as metastasis associated 1. Gene Ontology annotation, biological process: negative regulation of transcription by RNA polymerase II; response to ionizing radiation; double-strand break repair. Lineage: Eukaryota; Metazoa; Chordata; Actinopteri; Gobiiformes; Gobiidae. The record is from RefSeq and is a predicted model, not a curated record. Gene Ontology annotation, molecular function: sequence-specific DNA binding; transcription coactivator activity; histone deacetylase binding. Gene Ontology annotation, cellular component: nucleoplasm; NuRD complex. The transcript is spliced from 18 exons. The coding region runs from base 184 to 1980 and encodes 598 amino acids.